Molecule: messenger RNA, 1932 nt
Organism: Andrographis paniculata
Lineage: Eukaryota; Viridiplantae; Streptophyta; Magnoliopsida; Lamiales; Acanthaceae
Product: acyl-CoA--sterol O-acyltransferase 1-like
Exons: 1
Coding region: 382-1476 (364 amino acids)
Biological process (GO): lipid metabolic process
Source: RefSeq, a predicted model, not a curated record
UUUGUGGGACAGAGCAAUGUUAUGCACUCUCCUGUUAAAACAAUUCACAAGAAAAAUAUGCCAGAUUUUCAGUUAAGUAAUUUCAUAUUUCGUUGACCCACUAUUGUAAUUCACUCAUUCUUCAAAUGAAGUACACAUAUAAUUCCAUUUCUAAAUCCAAAUAAUGCACAUUCAAUUGCAUCUUCCCAUAAUUUUUAAAUCCAUGACUGCUUCACCAUCCUAUUCAAUAUUCAACACUCCCUAAAAUAAUCUGCACAUUUCAUCAUCCGAAUCGUCAUCCCCAGCGCUGUUCGUUGAACAUUUCUCCAAUUCAGAUCAUCUUUCAGAAACAUAAACCUGCAUUGCCUGAAAGACCACAGCUUUUGAAUUGUGAUCAUAAAAAUGGAGGUAAAGAUUGUAGCUGUGAUCACACACUGGAUGGAAGGUGAAAUCAAUAAUUUCAUCAAGGUGUGGCUAUCUGCUAUAUUAUCUAUAACUUACUGUUAUUACGCCGCCGCGAUGCUCCGGAAAGGCCCGCCUCGACUUGCCGCCUUCCUCCCGGUGAUCGGACUUUUGCUCGUCCUCCCGCUGCAGCUCCGCUCGAUGCACCUCUGCGGCUUCACCGCCUUCUUCCUCGCCUGGCUCGCCGUGUUCAAACUCCUCAUGUUCACCUACGGCAUUGGCCCGUUGGCCGCCGACUCAAUCUCCCUACCGGAAUUUAUAGCCGUUGCCUGCCUUCCAAUCAAGCUUAGAACACAAGAAAGUCAAGAAACGAUUCCUCAUAAAAAGGGUUCUAAGUCGAUCUUGAAUUAUGCUAUAAAGCUCAUUUUAUUGGCCUUUGUGAUAAUUGGUUAUGGUUAUGUUGAUCAUAUGCAUUCUAAGAUUGUUCUAUUUAUGUAUGGUCUGCAUAUAUACCUGUUGUUGGAGAUUCAACUAGCCGUUGCGGCGGCAGCGGCUCGCCUCCUGCUCGGUGUGGAGCUGGAGCCGCACUUCGACGAGCCGUACCUGUCGGCUUCAUUGCAGGAUUUCUGGGGCCGGCGGUGGAAUCUCAUGGUAACGGGAAUACUGCGCCCCACGGUUUACUUUCCGGUGCUCCGCUGGUCAGCGGUGGUCAUGGGACGAAAAUGGGCGUCGCUGCCGGCUGUGAUGGCGACUUUUGCAGUAUCAGGGCUGAUGCACGAGCUCAUAUUCUACUACUUUGGUCACGUGCAGCCCACGUGGGAGGUCACCGGUUUCUUCCUGCUGCAUGGCUCUUGUCUGGCGCUUGAGAUCAUUAUCAAGAGGGCGGUGAACGGCAGGCUCCGGUUGCCACGGGUUGCCGGAGCGAUCCUGACCGUUGGAUUCGUGGCAAUCACUGCCUUCUGGCUGUUCUUUCCACCGUUCCUGCGGUGUAAAGCUGACGAGCGAGGGCAGGCCGAGAUUGCCGCGGUCGGAGAGUUUGUGAACGACGUCGUUUCUGCGUUGGGAUUCAAAGUCAACUCAGAGGAAUUCACAUAAAAAAUUCCAGGAUUAAAGAAUGUAUAAUAUAUAUAUAUAUGUGUGUGUGUACAACCUGUCUAAUCUCUGAAAUUAAAUAUCAAUGCAAAGAAUUCCCAUUAUACAUUAUCAAUCAAGGGUCAAAUAUCUUAGACAACUCAGAUGUACAAUAAAAGAUUAGAUUGAGGUGCAAUAAGCAUGCUUUGUUCAGUAACAAAUAUGUAGCAACAAUUGAUCAGAAAUUAAGCCAAUCAAUCAUCUGAGAUUCAGCCCUCUCAAAGAUUGCAUGAUCUGAACAACAAAUAUAAAUAUACCAAUAGCACAGAAUAAAUCCACACCUAACAAAUAAAGAGCUAGCAAAUCUAGAGAGAUGGUUGUUAUGGAGGAAGAAAUCAACAAGUUCAUCAUGGUAUGGUCAUCAUUUAUUGCAUCAACAUGUUAUUGCUAUGCAGUAUCUAAAUUGGUUUCUCAAGCUGC